AUGCGAGUCUCGUCCGCGGCCGGCGGGUCUCGCGCAUGCUUGCUGCGCGCAGGCUCCUCCCGGCUCGCGGGCCCCGGCGGGGGGGCCAUUCUGCUGAUUCUGUACUCCAGAGCGGCCGCCUUUGGGGCGGGUGCCUCCGCCGCGCCGGGGCCGUCCUGCUGGCGGCUGCCGGGCUUCUCCGGAGCAGGGCCGCCCCGGCGGAGAUGCGAUCAGUCCUCGGGCCCGGGCUCGGCCCCGGUGGCCGGCCCGGAUUCCGGGGGAAUGCGCCCCUGCCGGCGGCGCCAUCCGGCCCCGGCCCCCGGGCCCCCCUCGCGGCUCGCGCGCCCCCCCCAGGCCGCCGGGCAGUAUCCGGCACACGCGCCGGCCCACUACCACCUGUCCGCGGCUGCUCCCCACCAGCCACAGCAUACCCAGCACCAGCACCAGUCGCAGGUCCCCUUCGGUAAUCACGACCCCCGGCCGGUUGGCCUCCGCCCCGGAGGGGCGGCCGACACUCGUCGGGGCUACCUGACACCGCAUCGACGCAUGGCCCGCGGCCUGGGCAAGCUCGGGCCCCGCCAGCACUAG
This is a messenger RNA of Fonticula alba, 567 nucleotides long. RefSeq lists its product as hypothetical. Bases 1 to 567 code for a protein of 188 amino acids. The transcript is spliced from 2 exons. Lineage: Eukaryota; Rotosphaerida; Fonticulaceae. The record is from RefSeq and is a predicted model, not a curated record.